CAGUGCAUAUCGGUGGACCGCUCAGGACAGACCUACUACCAAUAUUCGGUGCUCGCGUUGAAGACUAAAAGAAAAACCAAACAUCGGCUACUUAGUGCGUUCGAUUUCGUCGCUACUUACGAUCAAUUAAAGUAUUGGGAAAAACAGAUUAUCGCGAAUAUCGAUUUAAUCUUUGGUACUAUUUUGCGUGAGUGUUUAGCGAAACUCGACUCUGUGCUAGCAAAAAUUGUACGAAGUAGUUUUUUUUGUUACCGGUUUGCCUGUUUAAAGUUUAAAAUCAGGAUGGUUUAAGUAGUGUGCAGUGGUUGUUUGCCCUCCCCUGGAUAAUAAUUAAAAAAAAAAAAAAAAAACAGCAGACACAGUUUCAAUAGUGGUAUUUUUCGCAAAACUGAAAAAUAAUCCAGCUUUAUUGAACUUUUGUCUUCCCACCAAACCUAACAUCGGAAAUGCGAGUGAUUUUGAGUUUGACAAAACGGAAAUAAGUUUGGUUUUGCUUGAUUGAAGAGAAGAAAAUUACUAGCAAAACAGACUAGAAGCGCACAAGAUGAGUAUUGAUCCGCGGCCAAACCACAGCCGUCAGUCCCACUGAGGGUGAGUGACAACAACGUACGAAACCACACGCGAAUCAAGCGAUCGGAAACAGAAAGUUCCUUCCAAGUAGAGGCAGAGCGGGGCUUCCACAGAACAGGUGGAGCCAGGACUUAUUUCAACCUAGAGCGCACGAUAUCCGAUGCAACAACGAUGGCAGCAGCAUGCGUAAAAUUUACGAUUUCCCGACCCCUGCUAGCGCUGACCCUCUGGAUUCUAGCAGGUUGCACCGCACAGACCCUGCAGACCAGCACAGGUAACGCCACAGUUACGAUCACAUCCCCACAAGCAUCCUCGUCAUCGUCGUUUUCCCUAUCGGCGGAACUACCACCGGACUCCAAGCUGCGUUUCCUUCGGCCAACCUUCACCCGAACAGAGCUGAAAGUGGCCCGCAGUCUCGAUCCGGACAACGUUCAGAAGUUGAAUGUUCGCUCCAACAACGGUCGAAUGGUUGAAAUAAUCGUGAAAAAGCGAGACGAAAAAAGCAGCCCACAUUCCAGAGGAUCUCCACAGGGCAGCAGUAAGCCAGUGGCAUCGGACGGGUAUCGAGUGACAAGUGACAAUUCCCCCGAAUCGGUAGACCUGAUCAGUGCCUUUCUCGAUCACGUGAACCGCAUCGAGCGGCCAGCACGGCAGUACGAAGAUGAAAGUUCGAUAAAAAACGAUCGUCGGCCGGUCAGAAUCGCCGUCAACAGUCGACCAGUGGAGGAAAAUGCCGCGGCCAGUGUUCCAGCUCCGGUAAUAAUCAGUUCCGAUGCGAUCUACAUGAAGGAUAAUCCUUUCGGUGGCAAAACGAAACAGAAAGCACCACGAGCUCUACAGGAGAUCGACGAAGAUGGCAUUCCAGUGGUACACGGUAUCCGUGUUCCGGAUGAUGAAGCCGAUAAACGACAGGUAUGGCGAAAUGCUCGAGUAAUCAACGGUGAACUGGUGCCGUACGAGAAGGGCCACGUCCCGAAGCGUAUGGAAGGAACCGGAGAUGCUUACGGUCAAUUGAUUUUCGCUCGUCCAACGAGCAGUGAAACGGGUCGCCAUCGAAGCAUUGGCCCCUUCACGACAGCCGAUAAUUUUGCGCGGAACGAUAAACCCAAAAGUUUCGGACCGUUCAGUGUCGUAGACAAUUUGCGCUCGAGCGUGCGGGUUAACGAGGCGGAACAACCGCAGCCAAUCAUUAUGAGAGUACCGGUAAACAUUGGGCCUUUCUCGCGUGCCGACAACGCCCGUGUUUCGAACGCUAAACUGAUCGAGUACAUCAAAAAGAUCAAUGAUCAGGAAAGUCGCAAGCACUACUAUAUGGCACGAUCACCGAACAAGGAAAUCUAUGCUGAACAACAGCCGAAAAUUCAACGUCGAAUGUUGCAAAAUCCCGGUAACCCCGUGUAUCCGGUAUCCAAACUGUACUCCGUUCCUGGCAGCAAUAAACUACAGGGUGAACUGGAAGACUCGAGAAAACCUGUUCUACAGUACGCCCACCCAGAGUUGGGUGUGCAGCCAGCAAAGUUUGUACCGCCAGAGCAUAAACCAACCCCGAAAGCUACCAAGAAAAUAAUCAACGUCGAAUUUGCCAAACACAAUGAUCAUUCACCUUUCGCAAUAGAACCAGCCAUGAUGGGAAAAGAUUACUACGACAAUCCACUUCCGGUAAAAUUCCCCACCAAACAUCCGUACGAUGAACUAUACCAACCAUCCAAAAUGCCAGCAACCUAUCCUUACACCUACGGAUUCAUCCGGCGUGUGAAACCCGAACGUCCACUGUGGAUGACACUUACCGAAAAGGUGAAGGAUAGUUUUCAAAACGGAAUUCACACGGUGCACGAGUUCACCAAACCAGUGCUGGACCCGCUGGUCGAAGCCGGCCACAAGAUCUCCAAGAACCUGGGGUUCGCUCCAAAGCCUAGUGAAGCUAAGGACAAAGCUGAUCUGGUGGUGGCACCAGCUUCAAGUUCGAUUGUUCUGCCAGCUCUAGGCGUUCUGGCCGGUGGAGCAGCGCUCAGUCUCGGUGCCGUCGCUAUGGGACGUUUUUUCGAUCUGGACAUGCUGCGGCGAUCGGGCGAACAGCUUGUUAUGGAACUGGACGAUUUGCAGCACAGACGAGCGCUGGAGGGAGUGGAAACGAAUCCGGAGAAGUACUAUUUGUUUGUACCGACAACGGCCAUCACUCAGAUGGAGCAGAGCCAAUCGGGACGACGAUCCAAAAGAUCGAUAGUUCAGCAACAGCAGCAGCAGCAUGAUUCCACGGACAGCUUGUUUGAAAAUGAAAUCUAUCGGAACGAUAAAUUUGACGAUCAAGGGGAUGUGAUCGAAAUCAUUAAUGUGCGAACAGCCGAUCCGAGUGAUGAUGAAGAAUUGCCGGAUGAUAAGAUGCAGCGGCUGGAUGCUACUUUCAACGGUCAUAGUCGCUACCGGCGUGCCAUUGGUGGAGCAGAAUUUAGUGACGGUGAGGGUCUGAGUCAGGUGCUGCAAGACGUAGAACGCGAUUUACCACGACCGUCGCGGGUGGCAUUCGAGCAGCAGCUUAAACAAACCGACUGGAAGAAUCCUUCCUGUGCCAAACGGACAUUCUGCCUCGUCAUGGUCCAGCAGGGUGCCGACGAUGUCGUACUGAUGGAGAAGAAAAUGUACACCAUGCUGGAGAUGAUGCAUCCAACGCUCGGAGCGACACUGACCAACCACUUAUCGGAAGUAACCGAUGCCAUUCGGCAGCAUAACUGCGGUCAAUUCGUGUGUCAGCAACGACCAAAAACGUAACCUACAAGAAAUAUUUCGUACUGACUGGCGUACACCAAUUCGAGAGAGUAAAACUACCCCAACGAACAAACAAAAAAACAGACGGUUUCACAUAAUCCUUUCAGAAAAAAAACAACAAUUUAACUCUGAGGAAAUCGUUUGGUUUUGUAGUCUAAGCUGAAUAAUUCACUCUGUAAAAAGAUUGUGUUGUUACUUACUACUAGAGUCGAUUACAAACCCAACACGGAUUAAUUGUAUAAAAAGAGAAAGGAAAUCAGGACCAGACCGUAUCAAACACACACACAUUCUUGUUUAUAUCGAAAUGCCAAAGGAUGAUUAGUAGGCGAAACAAGAAAAAAGCAAAAUUUCCGUUAUGCUUGACAACGCGAAGCAGUAUAAUUCACAUUAUUAGUGCCUUUAGAUGAUAAAUCCGACACGAAUCCGAAUCCAUCCCCACACGAAUCCUCCUCCUCCUGACUUAGGAUGUAAGCCCAAACUAAGCUAGAAACAAAAAAAAAAAACACGAAGAAAAAAUCAUCAACGCGCUAGCAAACGAGAAAGAAAGUGACAAAAUGACAAAUCUCGCAUAUUUAUUACUCGAUUUUACCUAAAUUAUGUAAAUGCGAUUAUUUAAUUUCGAUAAUUUAUUGGCUCGGCUUGGCAUCCCGUCGACUAAACACGCAGCGCUUACGUGCACGGGCCGAGCAUCAUGCAAAUUGGGACGGUUUGCACAUUUUGUCACAUUUUGUCGGACACUGAACAUGUGACGAAACCACGAAUCCACGACCUGAUUGAUGAACGACUGAAGGAAAGUUCAGAAACUCCUCCAAUAUGUUAUUAGAUUAUGUCGCUGAAUGGUCAAUUAAUUAAACGGUAGAGAUAGUUUGCUAUAAUAGUCUUGUUUAUACUGAUAGAUUUAAAUAAAGAUAAAAAAACAAAAUAUAUAAAAUCGAAUGCGAGACAAUUGUGAUGAAAGUAUCGAUAUGAUGAGGAGAAAUAAAGCAAUAAUUAUGUUUAAA
Molecule: messenger RNA, 4334 nt
Organism: Wyeomyia smithii (pitcher-plant mosquito)
Lineage: Eukaryota; Metazoa; Arthropoda; Insecta; Diptera; Culicidae
Exons: 4
Coding region: 742-3336 (864 amino acids)
Source: RefSeq, a predicted model, not a curated record